Photinus pyralis (common eastern firefly) is the source of this 1727-nucleotide messenger RNA. RefSeq names its product methenyltetrahydrofolate synthase domain-containing protein. Gene Ontology annotation, cellular component: cytoplasm. The transcript is spliced from 6 exons. The coding region runs from base 135 to 1568 and encodes 477 amino acids. The record is from RefSeq and is a predicted model, not a curated record. NCBI's taxonomy places the organism in Eukaryota, Metazoa, Arthropoda, Insecta, Coleoptera, Lampyridae.
UGAAAAACAACAAAGUAGGGAUUUUCAUCAUGGCAACGAAGCAAUGAUCAUCAACAAUUUUGGAAAAGUGAUUAAUACAUUUUAUUUUUCUCCCGGCUAUAUUUUUGAACAUUUCGAACGCAAACGGCAUAAAAAUGAGUGAGCUACAACAGAAAAAUAAAACGGACCAAACAGAAAAUUUAAAAUUAAACAUUAUGGAAAUGGAUAAGCCAAUAACAAAGCAUUCAAUACGAACGCGAGUCUGGCAACAUUUCGAACGUAAUGGAAUUUCCAGUUUUCCUAGGCCCGUAUACGGACGUAUCCCAAAUUUCAAGGGCUGUGAGGACGCCGCUGCCAAAUUAUCAUCAAUUGACGCUUAUAAUAAUUGUAAAAAUAUCGAGGUCAAUCCUGACAAACCCCAGGAGGGUGCCAGAGUUUUAGCUUUAGAGAAUAAUAAAAAUUUAUACGUGCCUGUUCCGCGACUUAAAGAGGGAUUAUUAAAACAUAUAAGUCUUCCGAAAGAUUCAAAUGUUAGAUUAAAACAGUUGGUUAGCCGUAAAGGCAUUGAAGAAAAUGGUACGAUAAUUAGUAUUGAGGAUGAGGUACACAUUGAUUUUCUUGUCCUUGGCAGUGUAGCUGUUUCUAAGCAAGGUUAUCGAAUUGGAAAAGGAAGAGGAUAUGCUGACCUAGAAUAUGCAAUUUUAAGAGAAAUGGGUGCAUUGGACGAGAACACUGUAAUUGUUACAAAUGUCCAUGAUUCACAGGUAUUCGAUACUUUACCUAAUGAACUAUUUCAAGCAUACGAUGUACCUGUUGAUUACAUUUUAACACCUACAGAGGUCAUAGAAGUUGCCAGUCGUCUUCAAAGACCGCCAGGUAUAAUAUGGAAGUUGUUGUCGCAAAGGCGUGUAAAUUUGAUGCCUGUGUUACAACAAUUGAAAGAGAGACAUGACAGAAAGGGCAAAGAUACAACACUCAAAGAAGUGGAUACCGACGUGGAGACAAAUGAUGCCGAAGGGCCUCGUCGUAGAAUAGUUUGGCGCAAAAGACGGCGGUCUUUGGGAAAGACCUCUGAAUCGCAAGCUGAAGGAGAUACUGGCGAAAAUGCUAAGCCAAAUGGAGUACCGCGUAGGCGUCGAUAUUACCAUAGACGCCGAUUACCUCUCGGCGAAGAGAGACCAAAUGAAAAUGGAGAGUCUGCCAGCGAACGUCCACCUCAAGAGGGUAGUGUUCUUAAAAACAGAGUACCACAUCAACGGUUAUACAGGAGGAAUCGCCUUCCGAUUGAUUUCUCAUUGAUGAUUAGCAAUAUUGAGAAAACAGUUCGUGUUCGAGAACUUAAAAAUGCUUUGAACGAGAAAGGUAUUAAACCAAACGUGAUCACUUGGCGCGGUUAUAGAGGUGUCUGUUACUUACAUUAUACUAAACCCAGCCCCAAGACAGACACAUUGCUGGAACCUCGUCAAGUCGAUAGCGUUAUAGAAAUACUACAAAAUAUGAAAAUUAGACCGGACUUGGAAAAUCAGUUAAGUGUAAAAGUUAUGGAUCGUAUUUCGCGAAUUGAAACUACAGAUGUUACCGCAGUUUAAUUUUUAAGAAUUAUUAGUAAUAUUGGGUUUUUUCUAUUAGUUUUUUUUUUGUUUUUUGUUGAGCCAUUUAUAGUUUCAUUAAGCGUUUUAACAAUUAUAGAACUUUUUGUUGUAUUAUUAUGCGAAGUUGUAAUAAUUUCUAUUUUGAUAUUUUUCUAA